Messenger RNA from Oncorhynchus tshawytscha (Chinook salmon), 3115 nucleotides. It is a transcript of the gene ca4a, whose product is annotated as carbonic anhydrase IV a. Gene Ontology annotation, molecular function: zinc ion binding; carbonate dehydratase activity. Gene Ontology annotation, cellular component: plasma membrane. Bases 61 to 984 code for a protein of 307 amino acids. The transcript has 8 exons. The record is from RefSeq and is a predicted model, not a curated record. Lineage: Eukaryota; Metazoa; Chordata; Actinopteri; Salmoniformes; Salmonidae.
UAAUAACGAACUCAUUGUGUUCCCCUGCGCCGCUCGAGCCUGACAGAGACGCACUCCAAAAUGCAGCGGCAUCUAAUCGUACCGAUUUUUUUUGCAUCCUUUUUGAAGAUCUGCACCGGGGCAGAUUGGUGCUACCAGUCCCAGCAUACCUGUGCCACCCCUUGUAAUGGACCUGAGAAGUGGUACCAUGCCAACAAAGACUGUGAAGGCAGAGCCCAAUCCCCCAUCAACAUCGUCCACAGGAAGACCCUAACAGAUGAGCGCCUCACACCCUUCCAGUUCAGAAAAUACCAGGAUUCCUUCAGUGGCCUGAUCAAAAACAAUGGACAUUCUGUUCAAGUGAAUGUGCCUCACCAACCGUAUGUGAUUGGUGGAGACCUGGAGAAGCCAUAUAAGGUAGUGCAGUUUCACCUGCACUGGGGAAAGAACGGAGGACCAGGGUCGGAACACACUAUCGACGGAGAGCAGUACCCCAUGGAGCUGCAUAUUGUUCACAUGAAUGAGGAACACUCAACAUUGGAAGAUGCCCUGAAAGACCCUAUAGGAGUUGCAGUCCUUGGAUUUUUCUAUGAGGAAUCCCUCAGUGCCAACAGAAAAUAUGACCCCGUUGUAAGAGCCCUCCAGCGCAUCAUGAUGACUGGUGCCAAUACAACUCUGGUGUCAGUUUCUCUGGAACAGCUGAUUCCUCCCCAGCAGAACCUAAGUAACUACUACCGUUACAAGGGCUCGCUCACCACCCCCGGCUGUACCGAGUCUGUGAUCUGGACUGUGUUCGAGAAGCCCAUCCCUCUCAGCAGAGACCAGCUGCGGGUGUUCUCAGACCUCCAGUUUAAGGAUGGCAAGCCUAUGGUGGGCACAUUCCGGCCGGUGCAGCCCCUCAAUGGCCGCGUGGUGUACAGGUCGGGAGGCGCUGUGGUAGUGGCCAGCACUGCAAUCCUCUUGGCCUCCGUCACCAUGGCGAUGGGAUUAUCACAGCCCGACUAGAAGAAGGAAGGCAUUCUGAGCGAGCCGCACCACGACAUGCAUGAACACAAUGAGUUCUCAAAACCAAAAACCAAACAACCAACUGACAAACUAAAGUACAGCACCAACCAACAGCCAUGCCCUAAACAUUCAGCCUGAAAACCAACAUGCCCCAGGCCCUUACAAUACAUCAUAGUGAUUCAUGAGUUCUAGAGUUCUUGAAUUAUCGAGUUCUGUCGCUCAAGUUCUGAAGUUCACAAGUCCUACAGUCCAUAGGUUCAACCUCCCUCCCUGUCCAAUGUUAGAUCAAUUUAGAGUCCUCAGCCUAAAUUUACAAUACAAAAUGUGAGGAGCCUUUUCUCAGUGCUCAGGUCGUUGGGUCACUGCACUAGAGUCUAAACAUAGAAGUCAAUAAAUCCAUGACCUAGUUGGUAUUAGACUGGCACGUGACCAUGUUCUUAGAACGGAAUGUGUGAAUGGUGGGUCAUAGCUAAUAAUAGAUAGCACUCAUAAAUACUCUCCAGUUCAAACCUAGGAGAGGAGGAGAGAGAGAUGCCAUGGUCUUGCCUUUCCCUCUGCAACUCCUAUUUCCACCACCACUGUCACGAGUCAGGUGGGGAUUCUAUGCCACCCACCACGGGCCAGGCAAAUUAUCUGAGGGGUGAGGGGAACGGAGGUCCCCUAGCUCCAGGUGAAUCACCCACCAUAGGGUAAUAGAAGGGCACAGGCUGAUGACGAUCGCAACGGACCAUGCGGUCCUGUGUGUUACCGAGUUAAGAAGCUGAACUGUCCCUGUCCCGACUCCCAGAUCCCCAGUCACACAUGAGUUCCACGAGGAGGAGAUGGAGGAUAAUAAUGAUGAUGAUGCAGUGAUGGGGCGAAGAGCUUGUCGGCUCCCUGCAAAACUGCUCUGACAAUAUAGGUCAUGAGGCAAGUGACAGGGGGAUUCUGAAGACUCCGUUUCUAGAAGCUAAACACAGCAGCGUUUAAGAUAACUAACUCAUUCAUUGAUUAAUAAAUAGAUGAAUCAAUUGAUUUGAAAAAUGGACUCAUUGAUGGAUCCUUAUUGAACCGUUGUCAUUACAGUGUUCUGACCAAUUAUCCAUAUCAAAUGUUUAGCAUUGAUCUGCAUGUUCUGUCAUGCUGGAAUCUUGCUGUACAGUAAAGUACCAUACAGACUGUACAACUGUAGCACAGCCUUCUACCCAGCCACCAUGGACACUUCAGUAACGUUAUACUCCUUCUCCACCAGCUAGGCCAACUAAACUGUCUCAGGUUCAUCUUUGCGAACAUGCGACUUGGUUCAUGGCUUGUAUUGCAGGGUCUCGGAUGCAUUGAAUCAUACCCACUGUGAAUUAUUACUACAUUCAAUAUUUUGACUUAUCAUUUUGUUUAUUCACAUGGCUUCUAUCUAGCUAAUUCAAGCAAGAGAUUUGUGAGUUUCUUGUGAAUAAGACAAGAUUGAAGUUGGAAUAUAUUAGAAAUAUUCCAUUGUUUCAUAACGCACCAAUGUUAUAUUUCUAUACACUUGACAUUUGUACACAUGUAUUUAUGUACUGUAUGUGUCACGCCUGCUCCCGCUUCCCCUCUCUGGCACUCGAGGGCACCAGACUGUCCUUCAAUAAGCACACCUGUCACCAUCAUUACGCACAUCAGCACUCACUGGACUCACCUGGACUCCUUUACUUUGUUGAUUGCCCCUCUAUAUCUGUCUGCUCCUCAGUUUGUUCCCCGUGUCAGCAUUGAUGUCGUUACGUUUUCCCCUGUCCAGAUGCUGUCCUUGUUUGUUUCUUGUCUAUUAUCCAUUAAAUGUUCACUCCCUGCACUUGCUUCUCAUCUCCCAGCAUUGGUCCUUAUGUGUAUAUUGACAUAUAAAGACACACUGUUGAUGUUAUUUAUAUAUAGCUUAGGUAUUUAAAAGUUUAUAUAUCGACAUCUAUCAGAAAGAAGAACCAACCCAAAAAAGUUUCAUUGACUGCAUUAUCAAGUAGUUUCUGACCAAUUCAAAAUACCUGUACUCUUGGAAUGAUCUAUGUUGACAUUCAAAAUUAUUGAAUAGUUUUGUUUGUUUAUUUGUAAUGCUUGAAAAUGUUAUAAGUGAUAUGGAGAAUGUGUUCCGAUUGAACAAUAAACUACUGACAUGCCUUUUCAA